Paramecium octaurelia is the source of this 594-nucleotide messenger RNA. The record is from the annotation of a GenBank genome assembly. NCBI's taxonomy places the organism in Eukaryota, Ciliophora, Oligohymenophorea, Peniculida, Parameciidae.
AAUCGACUUUAAUGUCUACCUACAACUAAAUUACUCGCUUUUAAGAACAAGAAUCAUUAAUGGAUAUAAAAUCAGAAGUAAAAGUAAUAAGUAAAUUAGUUCAUUAAAAGAAUCAACAAAAACAAUAUGAAGAUGGAAUUAUCCGAAAGAAAGCAUGAUGAUGGCUCCUUAGAAAAAUCAUUAAAAUUUACUCCUAUGACUACAGGAGACUUCAUAGGAAUAUGGGCUAUCGCAAUCUUAAAAAGUUUAUUUUUAAUAUGCUUUCUUUGGAUGGCUUAUGAAAUAUAUAAGGAUAUUCAAGCUCAUAUUGAUAUUUAAAAAACUAAAGUUUUAAUAGAAAUGAAAAAUUGUGCUACAGAAUUUGAGUAAAAUCAAUGUUCAGAAAAUUACUUAAUAGAAUCAAUGUCUGAAAAAUGCAAAGAAUUAGAAAUCUGCAAAAAUUAAAAUAUAGAAAUGAAAAUUAGAACACAAUAACUUUGGUUAUAAGUCAUAGGAAAUUCAUUUGAAAAUAUGUUCAAAGCACUUUCUCUAAAAACUUGUAUCAUGAUCUCUUUUAUAAGCAUAGGAACUAGUAUUAUCUUUAUAAAAAAUUGA